GCGCGUGAGGUCCAGCCGUGGGAACAUGGCAGAGGCUCCGUCUGUAGCUGCGGAGGUGUCCCGGAAAAGAGGCGCUGAGCCCGGCCCGCAAACUGAACAUGCUCCGGAAAGGAAGAGGGCCUGCUGGGGCAUUCUGACUAGCCAAGGGUCGUGGGCAGAUCGCUCCCCUCUUCAUGAAGCAGCUUCUCAGGGUCGAUUGCUGGCACUGCGCACUCUGCUGGCCCAGGGCUACCACGCCAACAUUGUCACCAUUGACCAUGUGACCCCUCUACAUGAAGCCUGCCUGUCAGGACAUGUUGCCUGUGUCAGAGCAUUAAUACAUGCUGGAGCUUAUGUGAACGCUGCUACCAUUGAUGGUAUAACUCCUCUGUACAACUGUUGUUCCUCUGGGAGUGUUGGUUGUAUGGAUCUUUUGCUGCAGAAUGGGGCACAUACAAACACACCAUACACACACUUCCCCUCAGCUCUGCAUGAAGCCUGCAAGAGAGGUAACAGCCAGUGCGUAGAGUCCCUGCUGUCUCAUGGAGCAGAUCCAGAUUAUGAAGUAUCCCAUUUGGGCUCCCCUCUCUAUGUGAGCUGUCUACACCGGCACACAGCCUGCUCAAAGAUUCUGCUGCACAGAGGAGCCAAUGUGAAUAUAGGCAGAGGAAAUGACAGCCCUCUCCAUGCAGCUGUCAGACAGGACAGUGAUGAUCAGGUGUCAGUGUUACUGGACAACGGAGCUGACAUUAACCUCAGAGACAACAACAACCAACGACCUGUGGAGCUCGCACCUCCAGGUGGAAAAACACAACAGCUGCUAAUGUUAUUUGAAGUUUCACCGAGGAGUCUCUCCCAGUUGUGUCGUCUACAGAUCAGGAAUCUGCUUGGCCGAUCCAGAGAAAAACUUCUCCCCCUCCUCCCUCUCCCCUCCCGCCUUACUCACUACCUGGAGCACACAUAGGAUAACGGGCACACCUGCCGCAUGACAGUGAAAAACAACUGAAACACAGAUGCCAUGUCUUGAACUUUGAAAUUAUUAACCACAUUUCAUGUUAACAUAUCAUAACUGUGGUUUAAACUGUAUAGGUGAGUCUGACUACAACAUCAUCACACCAAACAAUACUGAACAUUUACUCUGGUGCACUCACUACUCUGGUAUGUUGCCUUUGUGUUCCAAAAUUGCCACAAUUUUAUUUUAAAGUUUUAUUUAAUAGGACAUGAUACUUUUCCUUGUAUGAUAUGGUAUUGACAACUAAUCUCAAUUUAGAGCUCAUUCAUCAACUUCAUUUUGUGAAUAUUGGAGAUUAUUUACAUUGUAAAAAUUGUCCCUCAAGUAUCUAUAUGUAUAUAUGAAUACCAUUAAAUGAUCUGUGAUGUGACCUCAGUGAUCUCUCCAGCAGGCAGCCAGUGACACAGAAGUGAGCAUGAAUGAGGGUUACACUUUAGAUUUGCUAGUGACCUGUUUAUCUGAAUGCACCUCAGCCUCUACACUGUUUAUGUAUUGUGUCAACAUUUUUAAAAGGUAAUUUAUCAAGAGAAUCAUUGCAUGAAUGAUAAAUUGUGGUUGACUGCAGGAUUAAAAACACAUUUUGUGAAGACUCUCAGUCAUCCAGGCCUGUGUUGCCAUAAGCUACAAAUGAUUUUACUGUGAUGUUUGAUGUAUUGUUAAGUGAUGUUUUCCUAAAGCCUUUUGUCUAAUGCUUAUGUGUUAAAUGAUGACUAUUAGUUCUGAAGAUGUGCUAAAAUUUACUGAACAAAUGUCCAAAUGCUCAUCCUGCAAUAUUCUCAUUGUGUUGAAAGUAUCAUCAGAAUUGACAUGGACAACUCUCUACAACCAUUUAUUGUUUUUCUUUAUUCUUAUUUAUAUUAAUAUAUUUUUCCCACC
Scomber japonicus (chub mackerel) is the source of this 1867-nucleotide messenger RNA. RefSeq names its product ankyrin repeat and SOCS box containing 5b (gene asb5b). Gene Ontology annotation, molecular function: protein binding. Lineage: Eukaryota; Metazoa; Chordata; Actinopteri; Scombriformes; Scombridae. The record is from RefSeq and is a predicted model, not a curated record. Gene Ontology annotation, biological process: positive regulation of protein catabolic process; protein ubiquitination; intracellular signal transduction. The transcript has 7 exons. The coding region runs from base 26 to 943 and encodes 305 amino acids.